Molecule: messenger RNA, 2554 nt
Organism: Anoplopoma fimbria (sablefish)
Lineage: Eukaryota; Metazoa; Chordata; Actinopteri; Perciformes; Anoplopomatidae
Product: type-2 angiotensin II receptor-like
Exons: 2
Coding region: 282-1550 (422 amino acids)
Biological process (GO): G protein-coupled receptor signaling pathway; immune response
Cellular component (GO): membrane
Molecular function (GO): G protein-coupled receptor activity
Source: RefSeq, a predicted model, not a curated record
UGUUUUCCCCACACACACACACACACACACACACACACACACACACACGUAGACAUACACACACACAAACACAGAGGCAUGAUAUGGUCUGGGGUACUCAGCUGUGCAGAUUUCUCUUAGAGGGGUCGAGGAGCGAUUGUCAAGACAUGGACUUUAGCCAUAAGAGGCAUUGAAAACCUCUUGACUGCUUGGACUGGAGGCUCAAUCACUCACAGCUGACCUUGGAAAACUGAAAGGGGGGAAGUGAAAUUGUGCGACGCAAGCGUACAUCCAGUCCCAUAAUGGCAAUCCCAGGCGACCUCUCCCUUUUCAACUCCACCUCCUCCCCCUAUUCAAUGACAGAGAUCUAUCUGAACACCUCUCUAGCCCCCUCUGCUCCCCCCUGCCCGGACUGGUCUCCUGUGCCCACGACCACGGGCAUCCCCGUCAUCUACAGCAUUAUCUUCGUGCUGGGAACCGUAGCCAACGCCCUGGCGGUGUGGGUGUUGGCCCAAGCCAGUGGCUCGAGGAGAACUGUAGCCAACACCUUCAUGCUGAACCUGUGUGUGUCCGACCUGCUGUUCCUGCUGUCUCUCCCGCUGUGGGCCGUCUACUACUCCAAGGGCUACAGCUGGCCCUUUGGCCAGGUCGCCUGCAAAGUCUGCGGAGCCCUCCUCCACCUCAACCUCUACGCGUCUAUCUUCUUCAUCACAUGCAUGAGCAUGGACCGCUACCUGGCAAUCGUGCGCCCGCUCCGCUCCCAGAGUUCACGAUACCCCAAACGCGCCCGGCUCACAUGCAUCCUGGUGUGGGUGCUGGCAUGUGCUUGCUCCGCCCCCACCUUGUAUCUGAGGGACACUUACCUCCUGGAGGGGCUCGGCGUGGAGGCCUGUGCGAUUUUGUAUCCUGAUCAUACCUGGUAUCUGACCCUGGCCUGGAUGAAGAUCGCUCUGGCCUUCCUGCUGCCACUGUUUGUCAUCUCUUGUUGUUACUGGGCUAUUGGUAGACAUUUGUUGGCUGACACAGGGCUGGUAAGAAUGCAGAAUCCAUCACAACCCCCCAGCAUGCCCUCUUUUAAAUCACUGGAGUCCAAGGAGAGCUGCAGUAAACCAGAGAGACCUCCGACCCCCUGUGUGUGCCUCGGCUCCAGCGGGGGCAGGCCCCUGGAGGGCAGGGGGCUGGAGCGGGUGCUGUGGACAGUAGCUGCUGUGGUCCUGGCCUUCUUCAUUUGCUGGUUCCCCUUCCACUGCGUGACCUUCUUGGACGUGCUGAAGAGCCACGGCUGGGUGGACAGCUGCGUGGUAAACUGGACAAUCCACAACCUCACCCCGCUGACCCUCUGCCUGGGAUUCUCCAACUCGGCCAUCAACCCCGUGCUCUACUGCUUCAUGGGAAACCAUUUCCGGGGCCGUCUGGGUGGCCUCUGCAAGGGCCUGUGGGCUUGUGUGAAGGCCCACGGAGAAGAUCACAGGCAGAAGAGGGGCUCCUUCAGCACCAGGCUGAGCUCCUUCUCUCGAAAACUCAGUGACCUAAAGGACCUGGCGGUUGUGGAGCCCUCUGGUCCUGCCUAAGCGGGUCCCUUGAGGGCAGACUUUCUCUUCCCUCCACUGGCUUCAAAUUUCAGUGACGCCAACGUCAUGUGACUGCUGAACUCCAUACUAAACAUGGAUAUGUGAGACGGAGCUGUUACUGUAACUGACUGAAUCAAAUACCAGCAGAGCUCAAUACUGCCCUAUAUAGAAAGAAAAAAGUUAAUAAAAAAGAUGAAGCUGAGAGGUUUAAGUUUUGAGGCUGGUGUAAAGAAAAAACAGAUACGUUAUACGUUUCAUGCCUUUAAUGCCGCAGCAUUCAGCUGUAUUUAGCCAAUACAUUUAAAAAAAUCCACUGAACACAACCUGCUCAGACACACAAACACAGUUAGAGACUAGCUGGAGAACAUAGUGGGCCAUUUAAAAAAAGAGUUAGUGUAGGAUCAGGGUUGCAGGUAAUGAAACCUAAGUUACAGCUAGAAUGCUAAGCUAUGCUAAUGAUGUUUUAGUAGGACUAGCUCAGCUGCUGUAUCUUUCUUUGUUAUUUCGUAAUGGUUGGAUUUAGCUUCUGUUUCAUUUAUAUGGUAUAAUAAACUCAAUCACAGAGAUGUUGGAAGAAUUUUUCACAUGAAAACAGGUAUGAAGAGUUAAUUUAGCUUUUUCUAAAGCUAGCUGUGGCUAUCUCAACAGCUAGCUCCAAUUCAAGCUCUGUUUUGUAGUUUUGCAAACUAUGCAUUUUUUUCAGAGAUUAUACACUUCUGUGGCAUUAAUAUAUUUAAUAUAGUAUCUCCAUUUUGACCAAACGUUUUAUUACUGCAUUUUGGCUUAGUAGGGCAGGACAUUGUGAGAUGCAGACGUAUCGGGGUAAUUAUUAACCAGUCAUAACAAUGCUACAUUUAGUGAUCCUUUUUUAGACCAAUACUUUAUACGUGUAAUCACAUGACUUGUAACAUUUUUAUUGUAUAAUUCUGUAAAGACAGUUUAGGAAAACGACUAUAAUUGACUAUAAAUAAGAAUAAGAAAUAAAGUGCACAAUAUUUCCAUAA